CCAACAAUGUGAAAUGCGUUUCAUCUCCAACACGUAGCUAUGUCAGAUAUGUACAACUUGAAGCUCGGACGAGAGAAAGCGGGAAGGAGGAAAUGGGACGUCAAAGGUGAUGUGGCUGAUGAGGAGGAGACGAGCAAACAAGAUGUGCGGAACCCAAGCUAUGUAGAGUACUUGAUGCAUUUACAAGACAGAAACAGGAUGCUGAAGCAACUUCGUAAAAAAGACGAACAACAGAUUGAGUUGGAACGCAAAGAGCAGGGCUUUUCUGUUUAUGUCAAUGGAGCGAACAACAGAGGAAGGGUAGGAGGUGCUGUCACCACUAGGAGUGGAGGAAGCAAGAGGAGUUCAAAGACAGCAGGAUCAGCAAGACAGAAUGUGGGCGACACAUCGUCUGAGACAGUGACUGUUACUAGCAAUCUUCGUGCUAAGAGUGCUCCUGUCAGACGACAAGGUUGGAACCCUGAGUCGUUAGAGAUUAUAACACAGCGUGGAGAGAGAGUACAAGUCAAUGCACCAGAUCUACUGACUGGCAACUACGAGGCAGACUUUGAAGCAGCAUCAACAUCUUUUACUGAAGGCCAGAUGUUACAGGUACUGGGGCAAAACGCGAGGCAAACUCAACGAUAUCAUUCCGAUGAAUCUGAUGAUAGUGAAGUUGAUGAAUUGGCUGUCAGUUUAGAGGACGUUCCAGAGCUUCGUAGGAGUCUUGAAGCAGCAGGUGGUAUUGCUGAGUGUAUAGACACAGAAGAGAGUGAUGUGUCAUCCAGUGCCAGUUUGUCGUCAGCAGAAGAGGUGGAUGAGGAAGUUAGUGAGUCAACAGGCAUGACACGGGACACAACUGUCAGUUCUUCUGCUGACUUUUCGAGUACUCGAGAUCAAGAUGUCGUUGUUUUGUCAUUUGCAUCUAACAAGCAUGGUCGUGUUGACAGGCAAGUAACAUCAGCAAAAAGAAAAACCAGUGAUGCUACAGCUGGAAAUACGUUUGAUAGGAAAGAACAUGUACAGCAACUGCAGCAAACUAGGUCUAAACCACAGAGCAGACAAGGUAGUGCCACAUCUGGAGUGUUGAAUACUUUUGGGCAGCCAUCUGGAGUGUCUACAUACCGUCAGCAGAUGUCGAAAGGACUUGACAGUGUGCCAGGGUCUGAUGAAAUUAGAGAGGCUUUAGAAGCAACAGCUAAUGAAACAGAAGUAGCAAAGAGAAAAGGUGCUUUUACUGCUCCGGUUAUACAGUGGGCUCCUGCUCUGUCUGCUUCUCCUACACAGAGACCGUUGUCGAUUCCAGUUGCUUCACCUUUGACACAAAAGACACUAGAAGCUGUUACUGAAAAAGUCAAACACAUGAGUGACAGCCAACAGAGGCGGCUUUUGAAAGUGUUGGGACGCCUUGAUCAGUCAUCUCAGAGUGAAUCUUCAUGUGAAGUCACUCAGACGAAAUCUCAGUCUGAACAAAAGCAGUCAGCAAAGAGUGAAUCUAAUGCAGCAAUAGUAUCUGUACAACAACCUUCAUCGGAACAUCAGCAGCUAGUGACAAAAUCUGUAAGCACUACUGUCACUGAGCCAACCCUCAGCAAUGAUCGACAGGAAGGUACUAUACAACAGGAAAUAUCGCCAAGACGUAAAGAUGUCGGUGAUGAAAUUCUUGGCUCAAUGGCUGAGUUGAGUGGUGUUGAGGUACAUGUGGAAAUCCUGUCGAACUGGGGCCAUCCCAAUAUGAUCGGGCUUACUGAAGUUCAAUUCUUUGACUCGGAGGGCAAACGUAUGUGGUUAGGGUCGAACCGAGUGCAGCUGCUUGGUGCCCCUGAAGGAGUGGAUCCUGGGAAUGUGGGAGCUCUAGUCAAUGGGAAAACAAAAACUGUGAAGUCACACUUUAUGUGGACGUGUCCAUAUUCUCGUGGUCAACGACUUGAUCUCGUCUUUAUUGUUCCUGUUGAAUUUUCUGUCACAUCAACAACACUGCAUGCCUAUCAAUAUGGCAUAUCAAAGAUUAAAAUCUGGAAUUACAAUGGCAGGAUGAAUGAACUGAAUGCUGGUGUCCGGGAGGCUCGAGUAUUUUUUGGUGGAGAGCUUAUUUGGAAGGGUUUGGUGAACAAGGGAUGUGGUAAUCAGGCAUUUGAGUACUGUACAGUGAUAGAUAUGGAAAUCAGAGAUGAGACUGAAACUCAGGCAAGAGAAUAUGAACAUACUGUAAGAAGUCAGACUGUGAUAUUGGACAGAGCAAUAGCUGUACAACCCGAAAGCAAGACAGAGGAGAAACAUCCUGACUCUCCAGGAGGUGUAAAGUCUGAGAGAACAGCUUCACCUUCUAACAGUUCUUCUCAACUCAAGGAACAUAAAUCAGUAGUCAAUUCUGCCUCAGAGGCAUCACAAGUAUCAGUCACACAACAACUUGUUAGAGAGAAACCACUGUCGUUAAAGCCAGCUGAGAUGGCAAGUCGGCAGUCAAAUUCUCGAACUGCCACUGCUUGUGGGAAAGAAACACCAUUGUGGCUGAGAGAUUCACUGAAUGGUCAGCACAGUGCUAGCCAGCCGUAUCUAUUAACAGUGGGAUUGACUGAAGAAGGGAAGUCACAGCGGUCGAUUGACUGUGGUAAUGCUGACGAUCCUCUUGGUUUAGGAAAACCCUUUCCAAGAUCUGCCAGUGAAACUCGACUUGAGGCUGAUUUAAGCUACUCUGAAACAAGACAAUCUCAUACGCAUGCAGGUCGUCGAGCAAUUGGUAAGCAGAUGCUAAAUGAAGAAACAAAACGGAGAAGUUUCAGUGACUCUCAGCUGUUUCCUGAUGAGAGCAAUUAUGAAACAGAGUUACAGAAGAGUAAAGAUCCAUUUCUAUCAUCUACUUCUGCAACAGAUACAGCACCAACGCACAUCAGAAGUCAAGGAGAAAAAACAAAACGUGCAAGGUGGCAGCCACGUGCCUCUCUCGAGAAGUCAUUGCAAUCUCUCGAGCAGUUUCGUAAGUCAGAUUAUGGCAGGAUUACAGCAGGCAUGAACAUGAGUGGUGACACAUUGGAUGUGUUCAUGUCUCAAACUAUUGAUGAGGGAAUGUUGCUACAAGACAGCAGUGUUACUAAUACUACCGAAUCCAGAGAAUAUGAACAGUUUGCUAUCCCUGAACUACCCACUGGCCGGACACUUACUAUCAACAUACUAACAACAUGGGGAGACAGGCACUAUGUCGGUCUCAAUGGAAUUGAAAUAUUUACAAUGUCUGGCCAUCUUGUGGAAGUUGAAGAGAUUUCAGCAGACCCGGCUGAUAUCAAUGUGUAUCCUGAAUAUGAUAGUGACCCUCGUGUUGUUCAGAAUUUGUUGGAUGGUGUAAAUCGUACAAGAGAUGACCUUCACAUGUGGUUGGCUCCUUUUACUGCUGGACAGAAACAUAUUGUGUGUAUAGAAUUUUUCAAAGCUGAGACAAUAGCGAUGAUUAGAGUUUGGAAUUACAACAAGAGUCGGAUUCACUCAUAUCGAGGAGCAAGGCACAUGCAAAUGAUGCUUGAUGAUCAUCUAAUUUUUGAUGGAGAAAUAGCAAGAGCAUGUGGCGGUCUUCUUGGUGGGUCAGAAGCUUUUGGUGAUACAAUCUUGUUUACUACGGAUGAAGACAUUCUAUCUGCUGUCUCUGAAUUUGAUGAGACAUACCAUGGGGAGAUGGAGAAUGUCAACGAUUACUACUAUGAAGAUGAACUGCAGAAAAUUCGACCAGGAACUGUUGACAGAGAUGAAGAACAGAAUGUAAGUCGGCCUUUCACUAGCAUAAGAACACAAGCAGACGACAAAGACGUGCCAGUUAGUCUUUCACAAUUUCCACAAGGUCGACGCUUGCAGCUUAGUUUCUUAACAACAUGGGGUGAUCAAUACUACCUUGGCCUAACUGGAAUAGAAGUGCUUGGAUGUGAUGGCUUGCCUAUUACGUUAAGUGAGGAACAGUUGCAGGCUACACCAAGAGAUCUCAAUGAUCUUCCCGACUAUGGAGAUGACUGCAGGGUGUUAGAAAAUCUUAUUGAUGGUGUGAAUGUGACAAUGUCUGACGAACACAUGUGGAUGGUACCAUUUAGUGAAGGUGAGAACCAUCUUCUUGUUAUCGAUCUGAGAACUGAGAUGGAAGUGUCUGGACUUCGGAUAUGGAAUUACAACAAAUCUCCUGAUGACACAUUUAGAGGGGCGCAGUCUGUGAGCAUAUCAUUGGAUGGACAACUGGUCUCAAGUGAAUCGAGUUUCUUGUUACGGAAAGGUCCUGGAAAUACUCAUUUUGACUUUGGUCAGAAGAUCAUGUUCAAUGACUUGCCUGAGAUUGCUGAGAAAAUAGACAACCAUCCAUCAACUUCCAUUCCAAUAGGAUUUGUUUUCCAAUUCCAGUUGAUAUCAACAUGGGGUGAUCCUUACUACAUCGGACUAAACGGACUUGAGGUUUUUGAUAUUUUAGGUCACCGGCUGUCUCUAACAACUAAAAAUAUUGAUGCAUUUCCUCAGAGUGUCAAUGAUUUAGAGGUUGUAUCAGGUGAUGUACGAACUCCUGACAAACUCAUAGAUGGAGUAAAUGAUACCUACGAUGGAAGGCAUAUGUGGCUUGCACCCGUUUUCCAGCAGCAGGUAAACUUGCUGUAUGUAUAUUUUGAUCAUCCAGUGAGCGUUUCAAUGAUAAAAUUAUGGAACUACAGCAAAACACCAAGUAGAGGAGUGAAGGAAUUCAGUGUUUUGGUCGAUGGUCUUUUGGUCUAUCAUGGUAUUCUCCCUUCAGUGCCACUGGAAGCAAGGGGAAUUCUGCCUACUUGUAUGGCACCAGUAGACCACCACUCCAUUCUAUUCACAGAAGGGCAAGACAUUGUAGCAAAAGAGGAACGUCAUGCUCUCAGAUCGGUAUUUGAAGACCAGGAUUUUCAAAUGACCAAUGACUCUUACGUUUGUACUGGAGGCAGACAGUCGAAAAGUGUCCACUCUGUUGAUCCAGCUCUACGACCUCAGACUAGCGUAACAGCUGGCUCUUUCCAGUGGAGCUGAUGAUGACAUCAUUCAGCUGUUGAUGUGUGUGCUAGCUUGUUGGUGAAACUGACAGCAAGCAUCAUUGAUGGAACCAACUGGCAGCACCCGAGUUAACAGAAUUGAGUGAAGCAAGUAAACUGUACAAAGUGAGCAAGCCUGCAAGCACAUAAUGUGCUGUUAGAGUUUAAUGACUAUAUUAGUUUCAGAAGUGGCUAUAUUUAUUUAUUGUACAUUCAAAAGUUUCUUAUGCAAAUUUCUGAUCAUCAGUUGACGAGUAGUCAGAACAUCAUGUUUCGAUUAAUAUCAGGCAUUUUGUUAAACUAUUGAAUUUAUUGUUUAAUUGAGUGAAUUCGAUUAAAGAACGAAAACUA
Messenger RNA from Corticium candelabrum, 5348 nucleotides. RefSeq names its product katanin-interacting protein-like. Lineage: Eukaryota; Metazoa; Porifera; Homoscleromorpha; Homosclerophorida; Plakinidae. The coding region runs from base 40 to 4995 and encodes 1651 amino acids. The transcript has 49 exons. The record is from RefSeq and is a predicted model, not a curated record.